Messenger RNA from Tyto alba (common barn owl), 4154 nucleotides. RefSeq names its product microsomal glutathione S-transferase 2 (gene MGST2). The transcript is spliced from 5 exons. The record is from RefSeq and is a predicted model, not a curated record. Gene Ontology annotation, molecular function: glutathione transferase activity; glutathione peroxidase activity; leukotriene-C4 synthase activity. Gene Ontology annotation, biological process: leukotriene biosynthetic process. Gene Ontology annotation, cellular component: endoplasmic reticulum; nuclear envelope; membrane. Lineage: Eukaryota; Metazoa; Chordata; Aves; Strigiformes; Tytonidae. The coding region runs from base 18 to 461 and encodes 147 amino acids.
CGGAAGCUGCUGGGAACAUGGCUGGUGAUUUCAUUUUGCUUGCGGCUGUCUCUCUUCUUUCCGCCUUCCAGCAAUGUCAUUUUGCUUGGCUGGUGGGGAAAUCAAGAAUGAAGCACAAGGUCAUGCCCCCAGCUGUCACUGGGGCUCCGGAAUUUGACAGAACAUUUCGUGCACAACAAAACUGCGUGGAGUUUUACCCAAUAUUCCUGACUGUCCUCUGGACUGCAGGGUGCUUUUUUAAUCAAGAAUUAGCUUCCUUUCUUGGCGUGUUGUACGUGUUUGCCCGCUACAAGUACUUCCAUGGUUACGCACAGUCUGUGAAAGGAAGGUUAACAGGGUUUUAUUUGAAUUUGAUAAUUCUAAUUUGCUUGAUCACCCUGGGUGCAGCUGGAAUUGUUAACAGCUUUCUGGAUGAAUACCUGGACUUCAGCGUUAUGAAGAAACUACAUAAAUUGUUCUGAGGACUGGUUGGGUUUUUUAAAAUAAAUAAAUAACAUGUGUGCUUUCCCCCCGAACACCAAAAAGGUGAUAAGCUGCAUGUGAAUAAAGCAUCAGAGCUCUUUACUAACAGCCUGUUGCAAUGUAAAAUGCAUGUUUUUCCUGAGCUUUUUACACUUUCUCCUUUCCCUACACUCUUGAAAAAGAGUCAGUAAGACAGACUGUCAUGUCACAUCUGCAUUUGCAAUUAAAUGCUGUUUUCCCAUACAGUAUUGUAAACACUGAACAAAUUACUUAAAACUAAACCCAUUAAUUCACUAAGUAAUUUCACUGCAACCGGCACUGCAAGCAUCAGCCCAUCUUACCCAAAGUCCUUCAGCUUUGCCAACGCCUCUGUAGUCUUCCUUCACUCCUCUUCAUUUCCCUCAGCAGUGCCAUCCACUCUGCAGAAAUGUAAAAACACGCUUCGAUGCCGUACGCUGCUGCGAGGUCCCAAUUUCCCAAGUAUAUCCAAUCCCAUUGCAGGGGGCUGCUUAAGCAUAUACAGAAAUGCUGCUUUCCUCAGGAAAACAUUUAAAGCUGCACUUGACCCUACGUUUCGGUGGAGGCCUUUUGAUUUUGUACGCGCGUUUACAGUUCAACACACGCUCAGAGACUCUUCUCGUGGAAGUGGGGCCCUCCUGUAGGCAGAUCCCAGUCCUCACACAAAGCCUUUUGAGGACAGGCUGUACCCACAACGUGGCACUUGUGAGAGGGAGAGACGGCCCAGACAAAAAAGAAGGCACAGAUGCUCAUCUAACAAUCGGGCCUACUGCACUGUCUCCCACCAAGGCACAGAUGGCUGGGGUGUGGGAGAGACUAGACAAAUGUCCCAGCAUGGCCACGGCUCUGGGAAUCAUCAAAUGACAAUGAAAAGCAAACUGACUAUGAAAACAGUUUUCUGCUACAAUGCAGGAAAAGUCAUGGCUUACUACUGCAAGCUCAAAGUAUGCUGAUCCUCAAUUUAAACUAUGUAGAAGAACAGAGAAGUAAGGCUGUGUCUAUUUUGGUAGCUCCUGGUGAUUCAAAUCAUUUAAACAAUGCUGAAUAUACCCAUGCUAGAGCCAGCAGGCAGAAAUUUUCCUCGUCGUGCCUCUGAAGACAUGAUUUGGCCAAAAAUCCUGCACAUUUAUAGUGGUGUUCAGUCAAGUCUAUACAAUAAACGUGCUUACGGUCUUUCUAAAAGUGUAUUGAGGUUGAUACGCUGAGCACAAAAUAAUCGAGUGUUGGAUCAGGUUCAUAAUAACCUUCCAUAUGAAAAAGGUGAACACACAUGUGGAAGUUAGCUUGUGAUUAAAAGGCACGACUUAAUGUCUGCAGGUGGCAAAGGCUGAAACGGCAUUUGAAACAAUAAAAUGAAACAAGUACAAAGGUGCAAUACUCGGGUCUGAUAACAGCUGCUGAGGGGAAAAGGACAGAUUGUGGCGAUGUACAGGCCGGAGCUGACACAGCUGUGGAAAGGGCAACUCUCUGGCACUUGCCUCCAGGGAGAAAGUACAACGGGGCCAGAUCUAACAACCACAGAAAUCACUGGGAAUCCUUUCACUAGCUUUCCUUCUGAGGGCUGAAAGACAUAAAAUCCACCUACCCACCUGCCAGUGAUGCCUUUGGGCAGUCAUGGGCAGUGGGAAGUGCUGCCGCCAGAAUCAAAACCAAGGCAAAGGUCCAAACUACGGAAUGGGCUUGAAAUACGCACUGGGGCAGGCUCAGAGGUCGCUCGCUGCGUUCAAACAGGUCUUUGCCUCAGAAAUGGCUCCAUUCCAGGAUUACCUGUUGUAGUGGUCUGGUAUGUCUAUAGCUAGCUUCCCAUACCCCGUCUACUAUUCUAUUCUGUUCUGCUCCAUUCCUAUCUGUUCCAUUCUGUCCCAUCCCAUUGAAAAGAAUAAACUGCUAUUGCACAGGGACAAUUUCACAUGCCAAAAACGCAGGUGUGAGGCUGCACGGCAUCAGCCCGCAGCACAAAGCCAGAGUGCUGGGAGAUAAACACGACCCCAACAUUUUUGGAGCUGCACCAGCUAACGAGAGGACAGGAGUAGGCCUAGAGCUGAGGAUGCCACCUGUCUUCUGAGCUGCUGAUUUUUCCCCAGUAAGCCAGGACAGGAUGUCUAUGAUUGAAAAGUGCUAAAGGCUGACUCAUCUAUGAUUAAAAACAAAACACACCUAUAACAGACGGAUGCUGUCAGUGUCAGUAUUUAGUUUAACUCUAGUGAGAGCCACACCAUUUCCAGUCGGCUGAUGGAGGAGUCAGUACCAGGCUGCACAUUCAGCAUACGCUGUGGCUUGAUGCAAACAUUCAUCUGUCGGUCACGAUCAGAAACGACGAUGGUUCCUGCUGCAGCUUCGAAGCCGGUCGGUACCGAGAGGCCUCUUGCUGAAAACAUCUUCUCUCAGCAAGCCCUCUGCCAGCAUGUGCUGAGGAGUAACUGGCAUGCUGCUCCGAGCUGGGCCCGUUUCCUUUGUGCCCCAUUAUCCACAUUUAUAAUGGUAAAGGACUGACACUGAGGAAGGGGAACCUCACCUUAAGGGUUGUACGUGGAGCCACACCGACAUCCUGAAGGGCAAGCUGUGCAAACAGAGGUCCCACGCCUGAUCCCCCACAACUCCCUGGUAGGCUGGAAACAUGGAGAAAUUGGCGUUGAGCCUUGAAGGCUACAUGGCACGUUUAUCUUGAACAGGUCAUAUAAAUUCAGCAAGUCUGCAUGCACUUUCCAAAAGACUUCUGACAACACAAUUCUCACUCUGUAGUAGUAGUAGUAGUUGAUAGGGAACUACUCUAAGCAUAUGUCUUCAUGCUUCCCUGGUUUCUCCAUCUCUUCUUUCCAACAUCUACGUCCAACAUCACAUCUCCCUUCUCCCACCCCACCCCACAUCACCAAAUCUCAGCCACAGGACUGCUACAUCCCAGGCUCUCCACCUUGUGUCCUCCCCUGAAAUUCAGCACUUCCCUACUCCCUGCUUUUACUCCUCACAGGGAAUAAACACAAAAGCUUGGAGUUGUCACCUCCAACAGGCCCAAUUAUGGACCCAGUCCCCCGUAGCAACUGCCUGAGAGCAGACCUCACCCCAGAGCACACACAGUUUUGAUAGCUCUCCUUGCUCUGAGGAAGGGGCACCAGUUUACCAGCUGCUGAAGAAGCCCAGGCCAAGUGGGACAUCCCAGUACGGGCCAUACCCCGCCCGCAACGCCCCAACCCCGGCCGGGUGAGGGCAGCUCCGCGGGGUGUGGUGAGGCAGCCCUGCAGACACCCCGGGGAUGAAACUGGGCCCCUCUGAAGCCAGCUUCCCUCCUCCCCCUGGAAGAUCACCCACCGAGGCGCAGGAGUGGGGUGAGAGAUGAUCCUGUAAACCAGCCUGGUAUAUGACUCAGAUAACCAUCUUUUAUUUUGUUGUUGUUGUUGUUGUUGUUGUUUUUGUUUUGUUUUGUUUUUUCUUUAAAAGUGGUAUGUUAACAUCAGGUCUUUUUCUACAUUUUCAGAGCUCUGUACAGGUCUUAAAAGGAAAUAAGCAAUGCUUAAUGUACAAAGUAAAAACAGAAAACUAGAAAAAUCUGAAUAAAAUGGAGCAAGUUGCUGUCAGGGAUACAGUACAAAUUAGUAAUUAGACGUCAUCUGAAGUGCAAUACCACUGCAGUAAAGAUGAGUUAAGGAAUGAAAUAAAAAUACUCUAUUUUAAACAAA